AUGUCUCUCUCCAAUAACAUGUUCCAUGGAGAAAUCCCACAAGAGUUGGGUCGUUUGUUCCGGUUGCAAGUACUAUAUUUUGACAAUAAUACGAUGGCAGGAGAAUUUCCUAUAAAUGUCACAAGUUGCUCUAACCUCUUUUACUUAUCAUUUUCGAAUAAUCAUCUUGCUGGCAAAAUACCAAUGGAGAUCGGCUCUCUCCGAAAGCUAGAAAAAUUAUAUCUAGCUUUCAAUAAUUUCACAGGACAAAUCCCAAGUUCCAUGUGGAAUCUUUCUUCUCUUAAUCAUCUUGCUUUCCCAUAUAACAACUUGGAGGGGAGCAUACCAAAAGAAAUAGGCUAUCUACGAAAGUUGACUUCAUUCUUCGUAGGCGCCAACAAGCUUUCUGGUCCAAUUCCUUCUUCUCUUUACAAUAUGUCAUCUCUCACUAAAAUUGUAGUUUCCUCAAAUCAAUUUAAUGGCUCUCUCCCAACCAACAUGUUCACCAACCUCCCUAAUCUCCAAUGGUUGGAACUAGGAGGAAAUCAAUUCUCAGGUCCUAUCCCAACUUCCAUUGUUAGUGCGACUACGCUCGUAAAGCUUUCCAUGUCAGAAAAUCAUUUUACUGGGGAGGCUCCAAAUCUUGGAAAGUUGCAUCAAGUUUCAAUUCUGCAAUUGGAUAGUAAUGAUCUGGGAAGGAAUUCAGGUACAGACAUGGAGUUUCUAAAUUUUCUGAGCAACUGCAGUAAAUUAGAAUUCCUAACAAUAAACGACAAUAACUUCGGGGGCCAUCUACCAAAUACCAUAGGUAAUUUGUCCACCCAACUUAGAUUACUCUUUCUUGAACAUAAUCAGAUAUCUGGGAAAAUUCCUGAGCCAAUAGGAAACCUCAUUAACCUGACAUUACUGCAUAUGGAGAUGAACUAUUUCACUGGCAUCAUCCCAAGUACCUUUGCGAAGUUUCAGAAGAUGCAGUUCUUAUCUUUGUCCAGAAACAAAUUGUCUGGAGAUAUGACACAUUUCAUAGAUGGAUUCUCUGUCAACAACUUGAUAGGAUUUGGGAGUUUUGGCUCUAUAUAUAAGGGAACUUUUGAAUCCCAGGAAGUUGUUGCGAUAAAGGUCAUCAACCUUGAAAUAACGGGAGCCCACAAGAGUUUCGUUGUUGAAUGUGAUGCACUUAGAAAUGCGAAGCAUUGA
Molecule: messenger RNA, 1176 nt
Organism: Neltuma alba
Lineage: Eukaryota; Viridiplantae; Streptophyta; Magnoliopsida; Fabales; Fabaceae
Product: putative receptor-like protein kinase At3g47110
Exons: 2
Coding region: 1-1176 (391 amino acids)
Biological process (GO): protein phosphorylation
Molecular function (GO): ATP binding; receptor serine/threonine kinase binding; protein kinase activity
Source: RefSeq, a predicted model, not a curated record